Lichtheimia ornata is the source of this 2058-nucleotide messenger RNA. RefSeq lists its product as uncharacterized. Gene Ontology annotation, molecular function: glycosyltransferase activity. The transcript is spliced from 8 exons. The record is from RefSeq and is a predicted model, not a curated record. Lineage: Eukaryota; Fungi; Mucoromycota; Mucoromycetes; Mucorales; Lichtheimiaceae. Bases 1 to 2058 code for a protein of 685 amino acids.
AUGCCACCCAACCCAGAUGAUGACUUACCUGUACCAACAGAACCUAUCACUCGACGCUUCUCGCAAUACUAUGUCCCUCAAGGUGUAUACCUGGGUCUCGAUGUGAGCGUUGAUAGAGAAAACAACAAGGUCAGCUACUCCAUGUCGGUGCAUGAUGGUUCUUACACCACCGAUUAUUAUGCCGGCGACUUUGACAUCGAACCCAAAGACGAUCCUCAAGCGACUCUCAAGGCUGGUUUACAAAAAUUGGUCGAUACCAUUCGCAUGUUCUCUGUUUCUCAACACUACAAGAUUCAAAUCGUCGCCUUGUCAAGUGAUGUUGCAGAUCAUAUAUACAAGUCCUUCCCGAACGAGACCGAACAAAGCAUUGCAUCCAUGUUUUGGCGUCAAUUAGAUGCUAUUCCUUUCCAUGUUCAUACUCAUGGCGAAUCAGCAGAUGAACGUGCGAGUGCUGCUGUACGCAAAGCUGUCAUGUGGAUGUCUCCCAAAUAUCCUGGAAACAUCCCUCGUGUCUGUGUUGGCUAUAAACAUGAGGUGGAAGUGGACUUCAAUGGGAUGAUUCAUAUUGCGGAGCUCGAGGAUUAUCAACGCACUGUCCAAGCCGAAACAUGGCGUGUCCUCAAUGAAAUGUGCGACAAAUACAGAAACCGCAAAGUACGCGUAGCCUAUUUCAACUCGACACCCCAAGGUGGAGGAGUGGCGUUGAUGCGGCAUGCUUUACUACGUCUUUAUCGCUUAUUGGGCAUUGACUGUCAUUGGUACGUUACACGUCCAAAGCCUGAAGUCUUUGAUAUCACCAAACGCAAGUUCCACAAUGUGUUGCAAGGUGUGGCUCCUCCUGAUGUUCGUUUGAAUGACGAUGACAAGCAAAUGUUCAUUGAUUGGUCCAACGAGAAUGUGGAACGCUUUUGGCUCGGCAACAAGGGUCCCAUAGAAAACUCGGAUGUCAUUGUCAUUGAUGAUCCACAAGUGGUCGGAAUCAUUCCGCAUAUCAAGAAGCAUAAUCCUCGCGCACGUAUCAUUUUCCGCUCCCAUAUUGAAAUGCGUGCCGACUUGAUCCGUGAUGAUCCAGAAGGCCCUCAAGCAGAAACAUGGAAUUUCUUGUGGCAAUUCAUCCAACAUGCUGAUCUCUUUAUUGCUCAUCCCAUGGACAACUUUAUUCCUGAUGUGGUGCCUCGAAAGAAUGUGGUUCUCAUGCCAGCUACCACCGAUCCUUUGGAUGGCCUCAACAAAUCUCUCGACCCUUGGUGCACCGAUUAUUAUCAGCAAGUAUUCAAUCGUGUAUGCAUAGAUCAAGGUGCAAAUGAAGUCGACUGGAGCCGACCCUAUAUUGUUCAAGUCGCUCGCUUCGAUCCAUCUAAGGGUAUUCCCGAUGUCCUCGAAUCCUAUCGUCUAUUACGUGAAAAGAUGGCAGCCAAUGGCAUAGAGGAGUUUGACACACCCCAAUUGGUUAUUUGUGGUCAUGGCAGCAUUGAUGAUCCUGAUGGCACCGUCAUUUACGAGCAAACAUAUCGCACCAUUCAAAAACCAGAGUUUGAAGCUAUCUCCCUUGAUAUUAUUGCAGCACGUCUUCCGCCAUCAGACCAACUACUCGACUUGAUCAUUCGUAAUGCAGUGUGUGCACUCCAAUUAUCCCACCGUGAAGGAUUUGAAGUGAAGGUGACAGAGGCACUCUAUGCAGGUGUCCCUGUGGUCGCUUAUCAAGCAGGUGGCAUCCCGCUACAAAUUGUAAACAACGAAGAUGGUUUCCUAGUCCCUAUUGGUGACGUGCAAAGUGUAGCAGAUCGCCUUUAUGCAUUGACCACGAACAAUACGUUGAGGCAGCAAAUGAGUGACAAUGCCCGAAAAUUGGUGACCGAGGAGUUCUUUACGGUCUGGAAUGCAAUUGGAUGGCUCCACUUGUUCCUUCAAAUGACCGACAGUGACAGCCAAGAAUGUGAGAGCCAAGGUCUGCUUGAUGUGGAGGCUACUUUUAAACGCAAUUCAGGACUCGGCAACGAGGUCAAGGUGUGUGAAUUGUGGAAAAAGUACUACAACUAUCAGCCUACAACAACCUAG